AUGUCAGAUAUACAGACUUUCCAUGCUUGUGUGUGCUGGUGGCUUUUGACUUCCUGGGCCCAAUUGUUCCAAUUGCUUUUUCAGAUUGACUCUUGGUGCAAGGAAAAUAGCUACGUGAUAGCUGGAUAUUACCAGGCAAAUGAACGUGUGAAAGACGCCAGCCCAACCCAAGUUGCUGAAAAGGUGGCCUCCAGAAUCGCAGAAGGCUUUAAUGAUACAGCACUCAUAAUGGUUGAUAACACUAAGUUCACAAUGGAGUGCGUAGAACCUGCCAUCCACGUGUACGAACUUCACGAGAACAAGUGGAGGUGCAAAGACCCACACGUUGAUUUUUGUGAAGAUUGGUCUGAAGCCCAGAGAAUUGCUGCAUCCCUCUUGGACAGCAAGUCCUAUGAGACACUGGUAGAUUUUGAUAAUCACUUGGAUGAUAUCCGGAAUGACUGGACAAACCCAGAGAUCAACAAAGCCGUCCUCCACCUGUGUUAAAGAGACUUGUACUGACUAAUUUAUGGGCCUUUCCACUAUGUGCUGAAGAUACAGAAAUGAUAUUUUUGAAUGUAAAUAGAGUAAUGUUCAGUACCGUGUGUGGAAACCCGACUGAUUAAAAAAGAGUGACAUGUCACAUUGCAAAGAGUGAUGUGUCCUCAAGCAAUCCAAUCUUUUUAAUAAGAUUCCGUGAAAGAACUGCAAMCUGUCAGGUGCAGCUGCCCCUGUGGAUGCAGUCCCAGUUGCAGUGAAUUUUGCUCUAGCGUUCAAAACCGAAGCUACUGCUUGUCCCCAUUGUUCAUAUUAACAAGUUUUAACUAAGCUUUUGUAAUAUUUAAAUAAUUUUUAAAGAUCUGCGAAGAUAUCUUUCAGAAGAAUCAGUCUUGUGCUCAAAUGAGAUAUUUUAAGGUCAGAUACAUAAACAAAAUCCAAGGCGAACUGGUCCUUGGGCGUUGUAUCAGGGCAGCAAAAGGUGCUGAAGAUGAUGUACCAUGCCCCCAUGGCACCUGUUGUGCAGCAGUUUUGCAUGAUGCAGUUACAGAUAACGUGUUAAAGCAAUAUUCCCAAAUCCGACAGUGAUUCCUGCUCUCCCUGGGCUUACAGCCUCAGUUAUUGCCUGAAAAAGUUAUAAGCAAGGUAAAAAAAAAAAAAAAAGACUGGAAACGCAUUGAUGAUUUUGAAUGAAACUUCCAAAAGAGUUUCUCYAUGAAGGAGAGGAGAGGGGAAUACAUAUUAAUUUUAUGCAGUCUUUUCUGACUGUUUUUUGAAACAUCUAAUUUUCAAUAAAUGCAUAUGGUGUCCAUUUAAGAAGGUCUAAAAAAUGUAUCUCCAAGUUGAAAGCAAAUGAUCCAAGUAUGCUGGAUCAARAAAUCCAGAGCUAUUCUAGUUAAGCUUCUUUUUCUUUCUAAUCAAUGUUGAUUUCUAAGAAUAAGUUUACUGGUCAAAGAGAAAGCAAUUGUAGUUUCAUUUCCUUUUACAUUAUUUUUAUAUGUUUUAUUUUUUAUCAGGUGCACCAGACAUAGUGCGUCUUACCUGCUCUUUCUUUUCACUACAUUACUGUAACUGCUAAACCUGGUGAACUUAAUGAACUCAGCAGAAGCAGUUUCAGUGAAAGAAAAACACUUGGCUGAUGCACUGUUGUUGUACCAUGGGCCCCACCACCUCAAAAUGCAUUUGGUGUGGGGAGUGUCUGUUGGAUCUUCUGUGGAAUUUUUGAUGGAGAAGAGAAAAAAAAGGCCUGAUGGAUGGACAACCUGUCCACUCUGGUUACCUGGUGUCYGAUGCACAUGCCAGCCCUCAGUCUGGGACUGGGAGUGACCAGUUCUUAAUGAGUCCUGCUGUCUUGCUGCUAAUGCACGUUUGUCAAGUUAAUGUAGCCUCAAUCUUUUGGCUGUUUCUCUCAGUUUCCUACCCCUCCCC
Nothoprocta perdicaria is the source of this 1905-nucleotide messenger RNA. RefSeq names its product ER membrane protein complex subunit 8 (gene EMC8). The transcript is spliced from 5 exons. The coding region runs from base 1 to 486 and encodes 161 amino acids. Gene Ontology annotation, cellular component: EMC complex. The record is from RefSeq and is a predicted model, not a curated record. Lineage: Eukaryota; Metazoa; Chordata; Aves; Tinamiformes; Tinamidae.